AUGGAUGUUCAACAGCUUUUUACAAAUCUCAGUAAGGAAGCGGAAUGCCCUCUGUGUUUAGAAACGGUCAAUAAUCCCAAGACUUUGCCAUGUCUUCACUCAUUCUGCGUCGAGUGUCUAGACAAACAUGCAGGCUUCGCAAGAAGACAGCUUCAAGCGACAAUCAAAUGUCCGGUUUGUCAGACAUCUUUUCAAAUCCCCGAAGGCGACUCGUUCAAGAACUUGCCCACAUCUUAUCAUCUCAACCGAUUGGUGGAUGUUCUCGCUCUUAAAGAUGGCGGCACACAGGCCCAGAAAUGCGGCAGUUGUGAAGAGAACAACACUGCUUCCUCUUACUGUUUCGUCUGCCAAAACUUUUUCUGCACUGCUUGCUCUGAAGCUCAUCAACGCCUGAAGACCACAAGAGCUCAUCGCAAUGUGUUGAUAAAGAAAUUACAAGCGCAAGAUGUUCAAGAGUUGAUCCACAGACCCGUCAUGUGUUCACAGCAAUAUCACGAAAAUCAACCGCUGGAAUUUUAUUGCGAAGAAUGCAAAGUUCCCAUAUGCCACAAGUGCAGUGUAGUUAGCCAUAAUCGACACACCAUGACAGACACUCAGAAAGCCGCGCAAGUACAGAAGAUGCAAAUGAAGGACGCCUUAGAGAAAGUGGAAGCGAAAAUUGCUGUGUGCGAAAUGGAAGUAAGGAAGAAGAAUGAGAUGAUACAAAAAAGCAGAAAAGAAGCUAUGGCUGCAGAAAAGAAGAUGAAAGACACUGUGAACGAAUAUAUCUGUGAAUUGCAGCAACACGAAAGGACCAUGAACGACAAGUUUGCUGAAAUUUAUGAAGCGCAACAAAAACAUCAAUUAACGCAACUAGAAAAUUUUGAGUUAUUUUUAACUCAACUGAAAAGUUGCGUUGAGCGAGGUGAGAGUAUCAUUGAAAGAAACAUCAGCGCUGAAAUUGUGCAAACUAAUCAGGCCAUUAUUAGACGCUGUGAAAACCUGCUAAAUGGGAAAAAACCGGAAAUUUAUCGACCUUCCCAUGUGUAUUACGUGGUGGACAGGAAAGCGAAUGCUUUUGAUCGCAUUCUGAGCCUAAUAAGCAUUAGUGAUCCGUCGAUUUCGUCACUUGAAGUCGAAAGUCAAAAAGAUGUAACAGAAAAAACAGAAACAAAUUUCUCCAUUGUAACCAGAACUUCGGAUGGGAAGCAAUGUUAUCGGGGACAUGUUGGAUUAGAGGUCAAAAUUUUCACUCCAGCAGAUGAUCAACUAAAAACAGACAUAAAAGACACCAAAGACGGCAAGUACACAGUGACAUACACACCACAGUGUGUUGGACAACAUAGAGUAGAGAUCCAAGUUAAUGGACAGCCGCUGACUGGUAGUCCCUGGUUUGUGCAGGUGAUUCCGCAUCAGUAUCAAUUUUCUUUUCAGUUUGGAUCAAAAGGAAAAGAGCAGGGGGAGUUUGGUCAUCCAUCCUUAAUUGCUGUAAGUGAUAAAACUGGAAGGAUUGCUGUGACCGAUACCGAAAAUGACAGAAUUCAGAUUUUUGACUUCGAGGGAAGAUUCCUUGGAGUAAAGCUUCCUGCCUCUUUCGUAUUUACUGGAUCUGAUGGCGACUUUAUUUACUCAGUGGUGGAAGACAAUGAACGAAUUUUCCUGUGUACUGAAAAUGGUCAGCACAUCAGGAGCAUCGACCGUAAACAAUUAAAUGAACCAACCUGUGUUGUUUUAGAAAAUGAUGGCCGGCUCAUCAUAUGUGACUUAAAGGGCAAAAAAGUUAAAGUACUUACCCCUGAUGGAAAACAUGAACUUCUGUCGUUUAGCGCUCCAGGUUGUGAUGUAGGUCCGGUUUAUGCUGUUCAUCAUCGGGACAAAUUCUUUGUUUCAUAUCCAGAUGCUAACCGUGUCAUAGCUUUCAACAACCGUGGAGAGUAUGUCCAUGACAUUGGCAGCGAAGGAUCUGGUGACGGGCAGUUGAUGUUUCCCUCUGGACUCGUUGUUGACAAGUUUGACCAUCUCAUCGUUUGCGAUACAGGAAAUAGAAGACUGCAACUAUUUACACUUGAUGGCAAAUUCAUUACGAGGAUAUCAGAGAGCUUUUUCGAAAAUGGCGGUCUUGCUUCUUGUGCCGUGUCUAACAAUGGACAUUUGUUUGUUUCUGACAUCGAUAACAACUGCGUUUAUGUUUUCAGUUGCAGCUCUAAGUAA
Molecule: messenger RNA, 2190 nt
Organism: Porites lobata
Lineage: Eukaryota; Metazoa; Cnidaria; Anthozoa; Scleractinia; Poritidae
Source: the annotation of a GenBank genome assembly